Molecule: messenger RNA, 3008 nt
Organism: Talpa occidentalis (Iberian mole)
Lineage: Eukaryota; Metazoa; Chordata; Mammalia; Eulipotyphla; Talpidae
Gene: STK3
Product: serine/threonine kinase 3
Exons: 11
Coding region: 564-1820 (418 amino acids)
Biological process (GO): regulation of MAPK cascade; intracellular signal transduction; protein phosphorylation
Cellular component (GO): cytoplasm
Molecular function (GO): protein serine/threonine kinase activity; ATP binding
Source: RefSeq, a predicted model, not a curated record
GCCUCGGAGACGUAAAACGAGGAAAUUAGGGGGUUCACAGCCGUGUAGGUUUUGUGUUUGUCGUAGUGUUGCCCCCUUUGAAGAAACAGUUGUUUACAGAUUAAGUGUAUUAAAAAAUGAGUAAAUAUAUUAAUAGCUACACAGCUGUAAAAUAAUGAGAAUAUGCAGAACUGACAGGUGUUCCUCCCGCCGCCCCCCUGAAGUUCGGAAGUAUUUCUGGUGCAAGACAGUGGUGAUCUUAAAUUGGAACCCCUACCCCCUAUAGUUUUUUUUUUUUUUCUUUUAGCAUGUGAAAAUAGUGAUGCUUUGGUAUUUAACGUGAGCUUAUAUUUAAUCUUUGAGGCAUUGGAAGUGUAUGAGUCUACAGCAGUAAGCUAAAAAAGCUGAGUGAAGAUAGUUUGACUAAGCAACCUGAAGAAGUUUUUGAUGUAUUAGAAAAGCUUGGAGAAGGGUCUUAUGGAAGUGUAUUUAAAGCAAUACAUAAGGAAUCUGGUCAAGUUGUGGCAAUUAAACAAGUACCUGUUGAAUCAGAUCUUCAGGAAAUAAUCAAAGAAAUUUCAAUAAUGCAGCAAUGUGACAGUCCAUAUGUUGUAAAGUAUUAUGGCAGUUACUUUAAGAACACAGACCUCUGGAUUGUUAUGGAGUACUGUGGAGCUGGCUCUGUCUCGGACAUAAUUAGAUUACGAAACAAGACACUGACAGAAGAUGAAAUUGCAACUAUUCUGAAAUCAACUUUGAAAGGACUAGAAUACUUACACUUUAUGAGAAAAAUACACAGAGAUAUAAAAGCUGGAAAUAUUCUCCUCAAUACAGAAGGACAUGCAAAAUUGGCAGAUUUUGGAGUGGCUGGUCAGUUAACAGAUACCAUGGCAAAACGCAAUACUGUGAUAGGAACUCCAUUUUGGAUGGCUCCUGAGGUAAUUCAAGAAAUUGGCUAUAACUGUGUGGCAGACAUAUGGUCCCUUGGCAUUACUUCUAUAGAAAUGGCCGAAGGAAAACCUCCCUAUGCUGAUAUACAUCCAAUGCGGGCUAUUUUUAUGAUUCCCACAAAUCCACCACCAACAUUCAGGAAGCCAGAACUUUGGUCUGAUGAUUUCACAGAUUUUGUUAAGAAGUGCCUAGUGAAGAAUCCUGAGCAAAGAGCUACUGCAACACAACUUCUACAGCAUCCUUUUAUCAAGAAUGCAAAACCUGUAUCAAUUUUAAGAGACUUGAUUACAGAAGCUAUGGAGAUCAAAGCUAAAAGACAUGAAGAACAACAGCGAGAACUGGAAGAAGAGGAAGAAAAUUCGGAUGAAGAUGAGCUGGAUUCCCACACCAUGGUGAAGACGAGUUCAGAAAAUGUGGGCACAAUGCGGGCCACAAGUACAAUGAGUGAAGGAGCCCAGACCAUGAUUGAACAUAAUAGCACAAUGUUAGAGUCUGACUUGGGGACCAUGGUUAUAAACAGUGAAGAUGAGGAAGAAGAAGAUGGAACUAUGAAAAGAAAUGCAACUUCACCACAAGUACAAAGACCAUCUUUCAUGGACUACUUUGAUAAACAGGAUUUCAAGAAUAAGAGUCAUGAAAACUGUAAUCAGAACAUGCACGAACCCUUCCCUAUGUCCAAAAACGUUUUUCCUGAUAACUGGAAAGUCCCUCAAGAUGGAGAUUUUGAUUUUCUAAAAAAUCUAAGUUUAGAGGAACUGCAAAUGCGAUUAAAAGCGCUGGACCCCAUGAUGGAACGAGAAAUAGAAGAGCUUCGUCAAAGAUACACAGCGAAAAGACAACCCAUUCUGGAUGCGAUGGAUGCAAAGAAAAGAAGGCAGCAAAACUUUUGAGUGUAAUUUCUGUAACUAUUCUGGAAACCAUGAAACCACUAAGAAUUAAAGGAAUAUUAUGUUUUGUCUUAAUUUCUAAGAUUUUUGCUCUACAACUACACAGCAGCCAAAAACUAAGCAUGGUACAUACCCAGGUUAAUUGCCAAAAGGCAGAAUUCGCCACUAUAUCCAGUAUGUUUUUAUUUUUAAAUUAUGGAAAUGUAAUCUGUAAGUCAACUGCAUGCCUGCCCUAAAGCUGUUUUAAAGCAAAGUCUGUGUGUGUAGAGACCUUGAAAAUCCAAAGCUGUUGUUUAGUAGUACAGCACUGAAGGGUUUUAUGCCACAGUAUUCUUUGUUCUUAUCUAGUAGCCUAUUUAUUGCAUCCCUUUAGGUAAACUUAUUUAUUUAUGCUAUGCUGUUUCACUUUGUUUUAUUUUUUAAGGACAAGAUCAGGAUAGCUUGGUGAAGGUAAGAGGAGAUUAAUAGAUGUGAUAAUGUACACUCAAAUUAUACUUUGAGAACUGUGGGAUACAUUCCUUGAUUUCCAGGAUAGUUUUCCAAUAGAAGCAAAGCAAUAAUAGCUACAAUACCCAAAUGGUCAGGCCUUUUUUUUUUUUUUUUUUUUUUGUACUGAAGCAAUAAUUCCAUUUUUACCUUCUGAAAUCUUAAUUUUUUAUGUUUGGUACAAAUAGAACUAUAAAUUUAGGUCAGAAAGUGAUAUAAUGUUUGAAACCAAAGAAAUCAAUGAAACUUACAUAAAAAUAUGUGGUAAAUAUUUUAAAAGAAAUAAAUCCUUAAGACAAAUAUAAUUUGUUAAUAUUGUUUCAUGUUUCAUGUGUAGGUCUGAUAGUUAAACUGUCUCUAACUGUAAUAAGCUCAUCAAACUUAUUUCUCUGAAAAUGUGCUCAAUUGUCACAGGACCUUUUUGUUGAUUUCAUUUAUUUCCUGGGAAUUGGUAAACAUCAUGUGCCUGAUAAUAAAGAAAUAGAAAAUACACUAGUACUGAACUAUGUAAGCCUUAGAGACUGAAGAAAAAAUUAAAACCAUUAAAAAGAAACUCAUUUCUAAACUGAACGAACAUUUGCAUGAUUGAACUGGGACCAGUCAUUUCCUGAGCUACAUAUGGCCAUCUUGACAGUGUUUGUUCUUUUGUGUGUUUAAUUACUACAUGUAAAUCAUAAAGACAAUAAAUUUUACUGUGCCACCCAG